Messenger RNA from Sphaeramia orbicularis (orbiculate cardinalfish), 1446 nucleotides. RefSeq names its product chemokine (C-X-C motif) receptor 3, tandem duplicate 2 (gene cxcr3.2). NCBI's taxonomy places the organism in Eukaryota, Metazoa, Chordata, Actinopteri, Kurtiformes, Apogonidae. Gene Ontology annotation, molecular function: C-C chemokine receptor activity; C-C chemokine binding. The transcript has 2 exons. Gene Ontology annotation, cellular component: membrane; external side of plasma membrane. The record is from RefSeq and is a predicted model, not a curated record. Gene Ontology annotation, biological process: calcium-mediated signaling; cell chemotaxis; positive regulation of cytosolic calcium ion concentration. The coding region runs from base 160 to 1287 and encodes 375 amino acids.
AUUCAGUUCCUGAAAUGAUGACUUCUUCUUUCUGAUCCUCUCUCGUGCAAAGAUAGACCAUGAAACGGGAUCUUUAGGCUUUAUGUUUAUGAGCAGAGUGUGUUUUCUUGACUUUUGGAAGGUUUCAGGUGUUCUGCAGCCUACAUCAUCGCUGCAAAUAUGGAUCAGGUCACGCCAACCACAGAAGAUUACUGGACCUAUGAUGACUAUGAGAAUUACACCGAUUCCCCUAACGUAGGCUUGAGUGCUGCCCCCUGCCUCCAAGACAACAUCUACAGUUUUGCGCAGCGAUACACUCCAGUUGUGUACUGCCUGGUUUUCAUCCUGGCUUUUGUGGGCAAUGUGCUGGUGCUGUGUGUAAUCCGGCGUUACCGAAACUCUCAAAGCAGCGGAGCUUGUGCCUUCUCCCUGACUGACACCUUCCUUCUUCACCUGGCUAUCUCAGACCUCCUGCUGGCCUUCACCCUGCCCCUGUUUGCAGUGCAGUGGGCUCACCAGUGGGUGUUCGGUUUGGCUGUUUGUAAGAUCUCCGGGGCCCUCUUCUCCCUUAAUCGCUACAGUGGUAUUCUGUUCUUGGCUUGCAUUAGUUUUGACAGAUACCUGGCUAUAGUUCAUGCCAUUAGCUCUGGCUGGAAGCGCACCACCUGCCAUGCACAGUUUGCUUGUGUCAUCAUUUGGGUGGGGUGUCUCGGCCUGAGUGGAGUGGACAUUACCUUCAAACAGGUAGUGGAGGUGAACACUCAAGACCAGCAGAGACUGCUCCUGUGCCAGGUGUGGUUCCCAGAGAACUCCACUCAGUGGCAGGUGGGGCUACAGCUGCUCAGUGUGGUUCUAGGCUUUGGACUCCCCCUGCUGAUAAUGCUCUACUGCUACAUCCAGAUCUUCAGGUCACUCUGCAACGCGACGCGCAGGCAAAAGCGUAAGUCCCUGCGCCUCAUCAUCUCCCUGGUGGCUGUGUUUGUCAUCUGCUGGGCGCCGUACAAUGCCUUCCAGCUGGCAGACAGUCUGCUGAGGCUGGGUGUCAUAACUGGACAUUGCCAUUUAGGCCGUGUGCUAGACAUCGGGACUCUGAUCACUGAGAGUGUGGGGCUGUCUCACUGUGCCCUGAACCCUCUGCUGUAUGGAUUUGUGGGGGUGAAGUUCAGGAGGGAGCUGGUGCAAAUGUGCAAAGAGCUUCUGGGACAUCAAGGAUGGCGGGGAAUGGGCGGAUGGAGGCCAAGGAGAAGAACCCAAAGCUCAGUCAUGUCUGGAGACAGUGAAAACACAUCCUACUCUGUCAUGGGUUGAAGCUGGUUCAAGAGACAGGAAGGCAAAAGAAUGAGGAGAGAUAUGGACAAAAGUAUAGGGACAUGUUGAAUCCAGGUGUUUCUUUUCUAACAGGGGUCUUGGCUACAAAACAAUAAUGAUUAAUGUUAUAAUGUAGUUUUAUAUUGUGAUAAAUAUCGU